ACGCCAUUUUGGCGCAGAUGGGCUUACCGACUUUUGGUGCUUUCACGCAGGGCAAUGUUCCUAUGCAGCCUGUUCCUACGCAGCCUGUUCCUACGCAGCCUCGUCCACAACCGGAGUUAACGGAAGAGACACCAUGUGAGCUAUGUAAUCAAGGAGAUGGUCAUGGUAGAUUCAUUAUCGUGGCUUAUGGAUCUGUACAGCCCCUAGGGACCGGCCACUAUUGCACAACCAGCCAGUAGCUGAUAUUCACUAUGUGGUCAGCGUUGAAGACAUUGUGACCGGUUUCGAAGCAUUUCCUCUUCCGCUGCCGAAUGCAGCAGUUGGUCUACAGUUAUUGUCUGAUUCCAUUGGCAGUUAUAUUCUAUGGCCGCGUGCAUUGGUGCGGUUAGCAUAUCAGGGUUCGGGGAAGGCCGACAGGAAGGGAAAGAAGGUAGCUUCACCUCAGGGAGGCCGACGUGCCCAAGUGGGAACGAAUUCUUCAGCAAAGUAUCCACUCAUUACGGAUAUGGAGGUGGUGCAACGCCUUACUAAACCGUGCUUCUGGCUACAUGAGUGCAUUAGUGAUGCAGCCGAUGGAGCAAUGAUUGAGAUUAAGUUGUCGCACCACCAAUUCCACUACAUUGAUGAGGAUACAUCGACCUACAUUUGUAAGGAUGAUAUUAAAGAAUUCUUACUUGGGGAAGAGUUGAAUGUUUCCAUGAUACAAACAUUCAUGAGGCUAUUAUACAAUGAUGUGAGGCGAUCUAGUCAGCCAAUCUUUGGUUGGUUAUGUCCAAGCUUUGUACGAGAUGACAGUUGCGUACAAAACGAAAAAGAGGUUAAAGUAUAUCUCAAGGAUUCUUUGAACGCAUGUUCUCGUCUUGGAUAUAAGAUCGUUCUUCUUCCUUACAUUGAAUCGAACCAUUGGACACUCAUUGCAAUAUGUGUGUCAAGUAACGAAGUCUACCACUUUGAUUCUUUGCGUAAAGAAACAAUACGGUCCUUACUAGUCAAAUCAUUGUUAAAUAGUGUGAUGAAGAAGAUUACUUCAUCUGGACUUCGACAAGGAAAAGCUCCUGUUUGGUAUUUAGUCGAGUGUCCGGUACAAGAAGGUGGACUUGCGUGUGGGUAUUACGUCAUGAGGUUCAUGCUUGAUAUCGUCAACUAUUGCAAAGAUGUUGUUGAUCUUCGAAAGGUUUAUGCUAGUUCCAAACCACGUUUGAGGAACUUCACCAAAGAAGAAAUUGACGAAGUUCGGGAUAAGUUGGCGUCCUACAUUACCGAUUGAUUGCAUAGGAUGAGAUUUUCGCUCCAACAAUAAUGUACUAGCUAGUUUCUAUCACCUAUAUAUGUACA
Messenger RNA from Beta vulgaris subsp. vulgaris (sugar beet), 1335 nucleotides. RefSeq lists its product as uncharacterized. Gene Ontology annotation, molecular function: deNEDDylase activity; cysteine-type peptidase activity. The coding region runs from base 506 to 1267 and encodes 253 amino acids. The transcript is spliced from 8 exons. The record is from RefSeq and is a predicted model, not a curated record. Lineage: Eukaryota; Viridiplantae; Streptophyta; Magnoliopsida; Caryophyllales; Amaranthaceae. Gene Ontology annotation, biological process: proteolysis.